Molecule: messenger RNA, 3266 nt
Organism: Tilletiopsis washingtonensis
Lineage: Eukaryota; Fungi; Basidiomycota; Exobasidiomycetes; Entylomatales
Exons: 13
Coding region: 173-2971 (932 amino acids)
Biological process (GO): nucleosome assembly
Cellular component (GO): CAF-1 complex; nucleus
Source: RefSeq, a predicted model, not a curated record
ACCACCACGACGUCUCUGCCUCCAUCUCAGCUUCCCCUUGCGCGACUCGGUGCAGCGCUUCCUUCUCGCCUCCAUCGCACACGAAGGCCUCGUCGUACCCGAGACCGGACGCCAUUGCCCACCGCGCUGCACCGCCGCGUGCGCGCCCUUCGCAUCGGCCUCGCGCCUGGCCAUGAGCACGGCAGUCGCCUCGCUGCCCUCCCCGCUGCCUGUCCACGCGCCGCACUUUGCCAUGCUCGAGCGCGACACCAACCUGCAGGCAGCGCCUGAGGCCGACGCUGCUCGCAGCGACGAGCAGGCGCCUGAUGCCGCGGCCCUGAAGGGCAAGCGCAAGGCUGUGGUGGGCGCGCCGCGCGGCGCCGCCGAGGCAGAGGGCCCAGCGUCUGCCACGCCGGCCAAGAAGGCCAAGCUGGCGGCCGGGUCGAGUCCGAGCACGCCAGCGCCCAAGACUAAGAGCCUCGUGACGCUCAAGGGCACCAAGCUCACGCUCAAGCAGAAGGCGCUCGGCCCCUCGAAGCCCAUGUCCACGCUGAUGGCUAUCGUGCAGCUCAACAGCCAUCUCAAGGGCUGUACCGCGCCGCUCGAGAGCGUGCCGUCCGAGCACCUACCGCUCAUCGCGCAGCUGACGCAGGAGUCCGACAAGACCCUGGCUGAGCUUGCCAAGGCGAUCAAGAAUGACGUCGUGCCGCCGACCGACGAAGACUCGCAGUCGCAGGAGGCCGGCGAGGAGGCCGCCCCGUCCGCCUCCGACAUGCUGCCCAUCUCCGUGCUGCAAGCCGCAGUCGAGGCUGUGGCCGAGCGCGUCAACUACGGCGUCGACGCGAGUCUGUCCGACGAGGCACUGCCGGCUGGCCUGCAGCUGUGGCGCUGGGAGGUGCAGGACGCAAGUCUGCUGGCAGGCGAAGUGAGCGAGAAGCUGCUGGCGCGCCGCGCCGAGCGCGAGGCUGCGCGCCUGGAGGUGCAGACGCUGCUCGACGCGCUGAGCGAGAGCGAGCGCAGCACGCUGCUGGCCUCGAAGAAGCGUGGACGCGCAGCUCCGCCCGGCGAGACCGCCAAUGCCGUCGCCUCGAGCUCGUCUGGCCCGAUGGAGGUCGACGAGAAGCCGGCGGCGACUGCUUCCGCAUCUCUCGGUGAUGACGCCGCCUCGAGCAGCAUGGCUGAGGCCUCAAGCAGUGGUACUGCAGCUCCUGCCGCCAAGCGCAAGAUCGCGAUUGACCUCACUGCUGAGCCGUCGAGCUCUCGCGGCCGCUCGCCGACGCGCAAGAGUCCCGAGCCGGAGGAGGACGUGGUCAAGGAGAAGAAGCCGCGCAAGGCAAAGAAGAUGAGCGCAGAAGAGAUGGAGAAGAAGCUCGAGCGCGAAGAGAAGAAGCGCGAGGCGGAGCGCAAGAAGGCCGAACGGGCAGAGCGCGUGGCCGAGAAGGCGGCCAAGCUGCAGAAGGAGGAGUCUAGCAAGCAAAAGGCUGCCUCGUUCAUGCAGUCCUUUGUCAAACGCGAGCGCUCGACGUCGCCAAGCAAAGGAGAAAGAGACUCGCUGCUCAAAGGGCAGUCUGACUUCAAUCGCGUCUUCCUGCCGUGCGAGUUCAAGGACGUCGCGCCGAUCAAUCGCUUCGCGCGGCGCGCUCCUAGCGACUUGAUGCGUGCCAUCGGCUGCGGCGAGCCGUCGCACUCAGAGAUCCUCGCUUCGCUGGCGCCAGGCUCCAGCCGCGGCGAGAGCUCGAGCGCGCCAUCUUCAUCGCGCCACGUGCGCCGCGGCACGCGCAAGGGCAUCCACCCGCCGGUCAGCGUGCGCGAGUCGGUGCGCAUCAUCAACGAGGCAGGCCUCUUCGGCGGCACUGCGGAGGAGGAGGCGUACAAGGCCUCGAAGGACCUUGCGGAUCCGAAGAAGGUGCAGGUCAAGCUGCUGCAGUUUGAGAGCGAUCGGCGGCCCGCCUGGUUUGGCACGUGGACGCGCACCUCGAAUCUCGUCGGCCCGCGCAACCCCUUCGGCCAGGACUCGGUGGCGCUGGACUACAGCUACGACUCGGACAACGAGUGGGAGGAGCCGGGCGAGGGCGAGGACUGCCAGGACGUCGAUGAGCGCGAGGAGGAGCUUUACAGCGCUUCGGAGCAGGACUCCGAUCUCGACGACUUCCUCGAGAACGACCUGGAGGAGAUCGACGCCGACGACGCUGGCUCAGACAUCGUCGAGACGGAUGCGACCGGCGUGCCCGUCAAGCGCCGCUCCGUGUCGCCCUUCAAGCAGCUCAGCGGCCUCGGCACGGCUGCCGGCUCGGCGCUGGCGUCGCCCUUCGGCAAGGGCCCCAACGUGCUCACGGUGAAGAAGAAGAAGAAGAUCAAGCCGCUCGGCCGCCGCUUCGAUGCCAAGCUGGUGCCCUUCUCGACGGGCCCGCACUGGGAGACGAGCCUCGGCGUGCCGGCGUAUGACAACUUCAAGCCGUAUCAGAUCGAGUUCUUGAACGGCGCAUGUGCCGGCCUCGACCCCUUCACGUACGUCUCGCCGACGAUCAAGGCAGCGCCGGCGGACGGCGAGACCGGCGACGCCAAGGCCGGCUCGUCGUCGGCGUCAGCGCCAGUCGCCAAGACGCCGGCAAGCAUGAAGCACCAGCCGAGCAUCAAGACGCUCCUCGAGAGCGGAUCGCCAUCCAAGCGCUCUGCCGCGGCUGCCGAGUCAGCUGGUGCAUCGGGCAGCACCUUUGCUAGCCCUGCGUCCACCAGCGCCGCCACGCCGGCGAAGCGAGAUGGGCCCAAGGCCGUCUUCCCGGAGACGCGGCUGCGUGAGCUGCUCCAGGCCAUCGAGGGCCGUGCACACAGCAAGCCGUUCCUGCUGGAGCACCUCAAGGGCAGCUUCGACGGGCCCGGCAUCACCAAGGGCUCGAUCGAGGUCGUGCUCAAUCAGUACGCGCACCGCGAGGGCAAGAAGGCAACGUCCAAGUGGCUCAUCAACGACGAGUACCGCCACCUGCUCCGCUGAGUCGCGCGGCUGCUCGAUAGACCCUCUGCACACGAGCCUGGCGCGGUUCUCCGGCUGCCCUGUAUACCACCCAUCAGACCCUGUUCUCGCCCAAGCCGGGGCCACACUCAGCCGCUCCGUCAUCGCCUCGCACACACAUGUCCCGCUCGAUCUUCUCGUCCAUGACCCCUCGCUUCGGCAGCUGCGCCGAGAGCCCACUCCGCGCCGCUCUCCCGCAUCUGCACCGCGAUCAAUGACUGCUGCAUGCAUUUGAGUCUGAUGGUGUUCCGGUGACUGAGAGCGAUCUAUGUAGAGG